Molecule: messenger RNA, 1766 nt
Organism: Leptomonas pyrrhocoris
Lineage: Eukaryota; Euglenozoa; Kinetoplastea; Trypanosomatida; Trypanosomatidae
Exons: 1
Coding region: 627-1766 (379 amino acids)
Molecular function (GO): hydrolase activity
Source: RefSeq, a predicted model, not a curated record
GUGCGGCCUCCUUCCCUCUCGCUCCUCCUCCUUAUCCAGUCCUCCGUGUGCCAGUGCGUGUUGAAGCCUUUCUUUGUAAAUCGCUUCUUCUUCACUGCGGUCUCUCCCUUUCCUUCUCGAGCAGUUGGUUGAUAGGAAAGAGAAAACGGACCUCUCUCUCUGUGAAUUCACAUCUGUGAUACGCCCGACCUCUUCCGUGUGUGCGCUUCUGACGGUUCUCCUUCCCCGAUCACUCCUGCUGUUCGCGUCGGUUCGCCCUUCCUCACCGCGCGCGGUUGUGGUAUUCUCUUCUUUCCGUGCUUUGUUGAUUCGCUCUCAGCCCUGUCCGUGGACCGUGUCGGUACUCGCACGCACGCGCGUCGAUGUGCAAGCAAGUCCUGCUCCCUGCUUCUGCGCAGGCUUUUCUUUUCCCCUACGUUGCUCUGCUACGCCUACUCUAAAAGGAGCCAUUUUUUCUUCUCGUUGCGGAGCGCUCUUCACCGCUGUCGGUGCCAGACAGAUUGCGGCGACACAAGUAGCCACAAGUAGCCACCCAGACAGACACGAUGCCGCAUCGCCAAUUUACACGAGUUUCACCUACUUUUUUUUUGUCCUUUUCCCCUUCGUGCAUCUCCGAAACGUGAGACAUGUCAGCGAGUAGGACGGUGGAGGCGCUUCUCACGCGCCUGCGCUCCCCGAAGAACGUGCGGUCGCCGCUGGUCUUCUGGACGGUGCUCGUCCUCGUCUUUAUGGCCACCUUCAUUAUCUCCUCCUUCCCUCUCAGGCUUUACACCCCUACCGUCGGCUUCCAACUGAGGCAACACCGUCAGCUGCCAAAGCCGAGGCCAGUCUCACCGGUCGUCACGCCUGCCGGCAGCUCCGUUAUCGAAGGCACGUACCAUCGAGUGGUAGUAGUCGGCGACCUGCACGGCGAUCUCGAUCGUUUGCGCAGCGUACUGCGUGCGGCACAGGUUCUAGAUGAAGUGACCGACAGCUGGCGAGACGGGUGCACCGACAUUCUCGUCCAGCUCGGCGACGUCGUGGAUCGCGGCCCGGAUGCACCAGCACUUUUGCAGCUCCUGCACCGUCUGAGAACGGAGGCCGCCAAGGCAGGCGGACAGGUGGUCACGCUCUCCGGCCACCACGAGAUGCUGGCGCUCAUGGGCAGCACUAGCGACAUACACCCGAGUCUGCUAGAGGGGUCGAGUGGCUCGCUGGGCUUUCGCCACCUCUACGGUGUGGGCGGCCGCUACGGGCGCAUGCUUGUGGAGGACAACCUCGCUGCCGUCCUCAUCGGUGAUGUAGUGUACGUGCACGGCGGACUGACGGCGACCUACGCGGCCUACGGCAUGGAACAGCUGAACAACGAGCUGUGGUAUCAAGGGCUGAUGGCGGCGAGCCUGUCGAAGCACGUUUUUCACUCCCCUGACAGUCCGCUGCGAGACCGCAGCAUCGUGGCGGCGGCGAUGCAGAGCAACUGCGGCCCCCUCGACGAAGCCCUACGUGCCCUGUCAAAGAAGGAGGGCAUCACGGUGGGUGCGAUGGUGGUGGGCCACUCUGUCAUGGAGAAGGGCAAGGUGGGUAGUUGGUGCAACGGCCGUCUGGUGAGCGCGGAUGUCGGCCUGAGCCGCUACAUCGAAGGCGGCGGCUACGAGGCGUACGUGACCGUCGAUCCCUACGUAGCUCCGGAGAAGGGGAAGAGGGCGCGCAAGACCGUGUCCACGGCCUCACGCAUUCACGCUCACUACCCUCUGGGCAGUGGUGUCCGUGUGCCAUCGAAUACCUAG